AUGGACGAUGUCAUACGGUGCAUGCCAUUUUCGCUGCCUCCACGUGUUCAUGUGAUUAGCGACUGUGGUCGUUUACACAUUCAAAUGCAGUGUGAUCAUAACGGAAUCAGCAAUAUGAACAGAGUAGCACUUGUAGGGAUCAGUUAUGGAGUGGUGACUCCUGAAGCUUACUGGAAAUCUGUGCUGCCAAACAGUCAUAUGCCCAAAGCAAUCAAGGAUCUUCUAUACACUCCAGCAGAAUGGACGGAAGAUAAGAGCACCGCGGUGGGAGUCGGCAAAGGCGGUGUGGCAGUUGACACCCGAAAACCAGGGAAAGGAACCCAUGUAGGUGUCGAAAAAGGUGGCGUGGCGGUGCACACCGGAAAACCUGGGAAACGCACCGAUGUCGGUGUCGGGAAAGGCGGCGUGGGGGUGCACACCGGAAAACCCGGGAAAGGCACUGAUGUCGGUGUCGGGAAAGGCGGCGUGGCGGUGCAUAGCGGCCACAAAGGGAAGCCGGUUUACGUCGGGGUUCAUCCCGGAGCGAAUCCAUUCAAUUACCGUUAUGCUGCAUCCGCGGAUCAACUCAAGGAUGAUCCAAAUGUAGCAUUGUUUUUCUUGGAGAAAGACUUGCAACAAGGCAAAGAAAUGAACUUACAUUUCACAAAAAACACAAACCAAAAAUCAACCUUUUUACCUCGAAAAGUUGCCGAUUCGAUACCCUUUUCGUCAAACGAAAUCCCGCAAAUCUUUAAAGAUUUCUCGAUCAAACCCGACUCAAUGGAAGCAGAACUCAUGAAGCAAACACUUAUCGAAUGUGAGAAUAAGGGAAUCGAAGGCGAGGAAAAAUAUUGCGCGACUUCCAUGGAGUCGAUGGUCGAUUUUAGUACCAACGAAUUGGGGAAGAAAGUGAAAGCGAUCUCGACGGAGGUGAACGCAAAGAAAAGCACCCCAUUACAAAAGUACACGAUCGCGGGUGCCAAGAAACUCGCGGCAGAUAAAGCGGUGGUUUGCCAUAAGCAAAACUACGCGUAUGCCGUGUUUUAUUGCCACAAAACCGUCAGCACUCGAGCGUAUUCGGUUUCGUUGGUGGGUGCGGAUGGCACCACCGCGAAAGCGGUGGCGGUGUGCCAUACCGACACCGGAAAAUGGAACCCGAAACAUUUGGCGUUUCAAGUACUUAAAGUGAAACCAGGAAGUGUUCCAAUUUGCCAUUUCUUACCUGAAGAUCAUGUUGUUUGGGUUCCAUAUUAAUAAAUAUAGCAGCAAAACACAUUAUAUAUUGAUAUAUAUAUAUAUAUAUAUAUACACAUACACACACACAUAUAUAUAGUGUGUGUGUGUGUGUGUUUUCAAGAAUCUAUAUGGUGUAGCAUUCAAGGGUAUUUAUGAAGGAGUUGUUGUAACCUUCUUUUGUGUUGGUUUAUCAGUAUUUGUAAAGGUUAUAAAUAAAUACUCUUUUGUUAA
Messenger RNA from Cynara cardunculus var. scolymus (artichoke), 1446 nucleotides. RefSeq names its product BURP domain protein RD22-like. The transcript is spliced from 3 exons. NCBI's taxonomy places the organism in Eukaryota, Viridiplantae, Streptophyta, Magnoliopsida, Asterales, Asteraceae. The record is from RefSeq and is a predicted model, not a curated record. The coding region runs from base 1 to 1233 and encodes 410 amino acids.